CGGCGGCGCGACUGCGGCGCGCGCGGGGCUGGGCGCGGACGGGGCGCGGCCGGGCGGCGCCGGUGAGGUCUGAGGCUGAGGCAGAGGCGGCGGUGGCUCAGCAGAGCAGCGGCCCCGGGUAGCCGUGUCGUUGUGUCCGACCUCCCUCCGUCUCCUCGCAAGGUUCUUCGACGCGGUUUGGGGUCUAGCGGACACAGCCCCUGGCCAUGGACUCCCAGAAAGAAGCUCUACAAAGGAUCAUUUCAACUCUGGCAAAUAAAAAUGAUGAAAUUCAGAACUUUAUUGAUAUACUAAAUCAAACACUAAAAGGAGUUCAGGAAAAUUCUUCUAACAUACUUUCAGAGUUAGAUGAAGAAUUUGAUAGUUUAUACUCCAUAUUGGAUGAGGUAAAAGAAAGUAUGAUUAACAGUAUCAAGCAGGAACAAGCUCGUAAAUCACAGGAGUUACAGAGUCAGCUUAGUCAAUGUAAUAAUGCCCUGGAGAACUCGGAAGAACUACUAGAAUUUGCAACAAGGUCAUUAGAUAUAAAGGAACCUGAAGAAUUUUCAAAGGCUGCCAGACAGAUCAAGGAUAGAGUGACAAUGGCUUCAGCUUUUCGCCUUUCUUUGAAACCAAAGGUCAGUGACAGCAUGACUCACUUAAUGGUGGAUUUUUCUCAGGAAAGACAGAUAUUGCAAACUUUGAAGUUUUUGCCAGUCCCCAAAGCUCCAGAGAUAGAUCCAGUAGAGUGUUUGGUGGCUGACAAUUCUGUAACAGUAGCUUGGAGGAUGCCAGAAGAAGAUAAUAAGAUUGAUCAUUUUAUACUGGAAUAUAGGAAAACUAAUUUUGAUGGACUUCCACGUGUAAAGGAUGAGCGAUGCUGGGAGAUAAUUGAUAAUAUUAAGGGUACUGAAUAUACACUAUCAGGCCUAAAGUUUGAUUCAAAGUAUAUGAACUUCAGAGUGCGGGCUUGUAACAGGGCUGUGGCUGGAGAGUAUUCUGAUCCAGUGACUCUAGAGACCAAAGCACUUAACUUCAGUUUGGAUAACUCAUCCUCCCAUUUGAACCUGAGAGUUGAAGAUACCUGUGUAGAGUGGGAUCCUACUGGAGGAAAAGGUCAAGAAAGCAAAAUUAAAGGAAAAGAGAACAAGGGCAGUGCCCAUGUUACUUCACUGAAGAAACAUACAAGAAGUGGUACACCAUCCCCUAAACGGACAUCCAUAGGCUCCAGGCCACCAGCAGUAAGAGGCAGCAGAGAUCGUUUUACUGGGGAAUCAUAUACAGUGCUGGGAGACACUGCUAUUGAAAGUGGACAACAUUACUGGGAGGUCAAGGCCCAGAAGGAUUGUAAAUCCUACAGCGUGGGAGUAGCAUACAAGACUUUGGGGAAAUUUGACCAAUUAGGAAAGACAAACACUAGUUGGUGUAUCCAUGUCAACAACUGGCUACAAAACACAUUUGCAGCAAAGCAUAAUAAUAAAGUCAAAGCCUUGGAUGUUACAGUUCCUGAAAGAAUAGGUGUAUUUUGUGAUUUUGAUGGGGGUCAACUUUCUUUCUAUGAUGCAAACUCAAAACAGUUGUUGUAUUCCUUUAAGACAAAAUUUACUCAGCCAGUACUACCUGGUUUCAUGGUUUGGUGUGGUGGACUUUCUUUGAAUACUGGGAUGCAGGUUCCAAGUGCUGUGAGAACACUUCAGAAAAGUGAAAAUGGAAUGACUGGUUCGGCUAGCAGCCUAAACAAUAUUACUCAGUAAUGCCUAUUCAGAAUAUGUUUACCUUCCCUCACCCCUUCUUGAAUGGGUGGCCUUUUCUGUGCAGUUACUAAUCACAGAAAUUUUUGAGUGGUAGAAAUCAGGUUUGCUACAUUCUGCUUUAAGGUGUGGAAUCUGUUAGCAUCAAGCAUCUAGUAUGAAGCAUUCACAGGAACCUGCUGAGCAAUAUCAGGGAAGCAAGCAGACAUCGAGCAAGAAACUGAUGUUUUGAAGAGUAAAUGGGAGAAAAAGGCAGUGUUUAAGUAGUUACAUAGAAACUCAUUUUUGUGUUUCUUGGAUUACUUUGGUUCUUCUAAUACGUUUAGUUACAUAUGGUAGCCCUAGGACCUGAGGGAAAAGCAUUUAAAUCUUCUUUCCUCUGUACUUUCUCUUUUUUAAUGUCAUCACUACCUGUUAUUUAGUUCUUACACUGAAGCUUGAAAACUAUACAGUCCUCUGUGGUUUUCUAAAAAUGGAAAUAAUUGUUUGGGGGUGCUAGAAAGGUUUUCUUAACAAUAGUUUAUUUUUCCCCUUUUAUAAACAAGCUGAGGUUUGCUAAAUUAUCCUCUUUUGUUUGACUGGAUUGAAUAUCAUUUUCUCUUUUCCAAAUAUUGUGAUAUUUCUCUUAUGGUUAUAACUCAAAAAAGAAAGUGGAUAGGAAGUUUCUAGACAAAAUAGCUUAAAAUCACCCAGAUUUCAGUUUUUUACCUGCUGCAAAGGGAUAUUCUUUAUAUGUUACCCUGUUUAAUCAGACUUUUCUUUCCAUCGUUUUGGAUGAUGGGUAAGAUUUUUUAAUGCUUUAUAUUUUCUGAUUUUUUGUCUAGUUUAAUACUACCUUUAGUAGUUACCAUUGGUAAAUUCCCACUUGAAUUUGGUAAUAACUGAUUUUUAACAUUUCUAGGAAGAUGAAAGUUUAUUAAAGCUGUAUAGUAAGUAGAGAAAGCUACCUAUUCAAGUUUUAUCUACGAGGAAUAGGUUAUAAAGGGAGGUGCCUAAAACUAUUCUUUACUGAAGUCAUUUAAUCUGCUUUUUAAUAAGAUGGAAUGGUUUAAACUGUUUUGAAAAACUACAAAUCUCGGACUUAUUUGGCACAUGAGUUUUUCAGAUAUAACUAUUCAGAGGUGGUUUUUCUCUCAAUCUUUUUGCUACAUGCAUUUGCUUUCUAAAGGGUUGUAAUUCUUCCAAAAAUCAACAUAGAGUAAUCUUUACCAAACUUAGGGAAAAUGUGUUAAACAAUGAGUAACACCCACGGUUAUUGAGAAGAGUAUUUAUAUUUUUAAAGUUGAUUAAAAUUUGUAACAAGUCCUUUGAGCCAAACUGAAAGUUGUAAUUACAGUAUUUAAGAAUCCAUUGAGCAUUUUAAAGAGGUCUGGAUUUGUAUAUUCCUUAAUUUUUGAAACUUUUACUUUCUCAUGUUGACUUUCUUUCGUUCACGUUUUAAGUAUAUUGUGUUAUGACAACCUCCCUAGAAGUGACCAUUGCUGCUUAUUACAUUUGAAUUGCUUUCUACAGAAAGCCCUGUGGAGUAGGAACAGCUCAUUCUCUCUUAAAGUUUACUGAUAGGAUGUUUUGUUCAUUGUAAAACAAAUCUAAAUAAGGAAUUUCAUUUGAACUGGGUAUUAUUUUUUCAGAGGACAUUCAUAUCUAUACCAUUGUCUGAUGACAUAUUUUAAAGACUAUAAUGAAGUUUAGAGAAUGACAUUGUCAGUAGAUAUUCUUUUGAUUCUCCAAAUAAAUAUAAUUUUGGUUUUUGUUUCUCCUAGAGAUUUUGAAAGAAAUUUUUGGAUGGUCCUACAGCAGGGUCAUUCUAGGACCUAAGGAAACAGGAAGUUAUAAUUCUUUUUCAUAGAGUUAAACCUGAAAACAGUAAGUUAGUGGUGGAGCUUUAUGUGAACUGCUUUCUGUGAACAGUUAUGUAUAUUUUAACAAAAUGACACAGAAAAAGCCAGAAGUUCUUGUAUUAAAAACUUUCACUGUUAUGUCUAUGUAGUUGUAUCCUCUCUUUAAUUUUAAGUGCCUUCUUCCUCUAAGCAUGCUCUUGCUCCAUUCCCCAUGCAGUGUCAACUGAUAUUUAAACCAGAGGCCAUUAUGUUAUACUGGUAAGGGGCUUCUGUUGCAGGGGCAUGAGGAAAAGGAAAUAUUAAUCAGGGGCUGGAGGAGUGCAUAUUAUUCUUCCUGUGCGCAUGUCAUCAUUUGAAACCCUUCAUAUAAAGUUUUCUAAUAUUCAUGUGGAAAAUUCAUUUGAAGUAAUACUAUUAUACCUCAGAAUAAGAAUCUGAGGUUUUCCUUUUACUGUGCUUCUUCUUAAAAGUCUCUAAAAAAAAAGAACAAAAUGUGUGUGAGGUUUUAGCUUAGUUGAUUUACGUUUAUUUGUGUCAAGUUAAACUGGAGGAAGUUUGCCACCCUUAUUUUCAAACUAGAAAAUAGUCUAACUGUAGUGCCUAUUUACAUAGUCUCAAAUUAAGGUAACUAUUAACUUGACACACAGUAUAUAACAUUCUCUUUGACAUUUGAAUUAAAAAAUAUUGAGAUUUUUUGCGCUCAAUUGAAGACAUUAUGGAAAGUUGGUAUACCUUUUCAAAUAUUCUUUAUUGUUUUUUUUUUUUACUCUUCGUUUUGACAGGUCAAACAUGAUUGAUUUCUGUAAAAUAAAUGCAUGAGAGGUUGACGGUAAUGUAUGUUAUCACAGGUGUAAAAAAAAUUAUGUUUUAUAAAAACAUACAUUUAGUAUUGCCUUUCUCUUUUAGCAGUUGAAUCCCAAAGCAGUUUUAGUAAACUGGAUAAAGAAAUGAAGGAAUUGCCUUAAGCACUUUAGAAGAAGAAUUCUUUUACAAUUCAUUUUGACUCUUUGGACUGACUGUCACAUACAUCUUUAACUUUUCAUAAAUAUGUAUAUACCAAGCAUUUACUAACUGAAUAUACAUACACAUUUAAUAUACAGUAAUUCUUUGAAUGUUCCAGGUGUAGGUAAACAAAUUGAAAGUAUUAAAGGCGUGCCUGUCUGUACAUGGCUUUAACUGAUGGCACCUGUACCAUUUUGACAAACCAUGAACUGCUGCUGUACAGCUAGACUUGACCGAAUUUGUUCUGCAAUCAUUUUUUCCCCAUGUUAUCAUCUAAAGAGACAUACUGGCUUGGCUUUAUUUGCUCAUUUAUGAAAUUAAGGUGUGUACAGUAUCGUGUAUAAUUUGAAUUUUUGAGACUGAUCCUUGGUGGUAUAAAGAAUAAAUAAUUUGUAAUGAAAUCUUUUAAUUAGGCUAAGAUACUCUAUUCCAUGACUUACCUAGAAUGAUUAGUUUUUUUAUAUAUACUUUUCCCAUAAAAUUAUUAAGUUACUUAGAUAGUGUCUUUUGGAAACAUGGGAAAAAAUUGGAAAAGGAUAUAUAUGGAAAAUGAUUGUUUCAGAGUAUUAAUUUUAAAGAGACAGUGUAGACUUCUAUAAAAUAUGUGAAUCUAGGCUAAAUAAACUACAGACUAUAUGUAAAAAUCAUCAUGAUAAUUCUUUUUAAAAAACCCCAUAUUUGUAAGGUCAGUGUUCAUUCAUUGGCUAAUUCAUACAACAAAUAUUUAAGUGUCUGGGAUAUGACAGUCAUACUUUGUAUUUGGAUUUCCCAAAUUAGUGAAGUGUGAUUUUCUGUGCGUAUAGUAGUUUUGCUGCUUUUGCGUGGUAAGACAUAGUUUGCAUCUUAAAAACAAUGUUUUUGCUAAUAAGUCAGAAAUUUUAAAAAGUAAAUGUUAGAGUUUGUAAAAAAAAUUCUAAUUAACUGCAUAUAAAAUGGUUCACUUAUAUGUAGUCAGUGUGUCUGGAGAAUUUUCUUCCUUGAUUUUAUUUUUACACCGGAUAUAUUCUCUUAGGGAAGUGUAUGGUCAGCAUAAAUUUACUCAACAUCCAAAUAACCAUAAAGUUAUUUGUUAUUUUUAAUUUACAUUUCAUAAUGCCAGUACUAGAGCACUUAUAAGAGAUCAUGAAUGUUUCCUUAAUCAUUGCAGAAAGAUUAUUUCAUAUUCAGCAUAGUUUUAGUUUUGUGUAUAUCUUACAGUAUCAUAUUAUGCAAAUAUUUGUGAUCUUGAUAUGUCACAUAUGAUAGCUUUGUUACCUGGAGUAUUUGAUUAAUGUAAAUACUUUAAGUUUUUUGAGUAAUUUGGAGGUUAAGUGGAUUAUAUUUGGUAUAUGUUUUUGUUGAAAAGAUAUUGUUGGGUAUGCCAUAUAAAGGUUAGUAUUGGCUUAUAAAUAUUGAAUAGAUAUCAGAGAUUGUCAUAGUACUUUUCUCCCCAGACUACUCACUUAUUAAAUUAAAACAGUAUUUGUUAGUUCUGGGUCAAUAUAAGGUCCUGACUUUUGAUUUGUAAUCAUUUGAGCUAUGUUAAAUUGAUAUAUUUUCUUUCUUUUUUUUUUUUUUGAUAUAUUUUCUUAAUGAUACCCGUUCAAUGUAAGUUGGUCCUUGGGAAGGGACAUAUAGAGGAUUUCACAGUAUGUAGGACAGCAGGUAGGUGAAUGUGUUUGCUUUGGCUUGGAGCUUCUUAAGUUUGGGCCAGUUUUAAAAUAAGUCAAAUUGUAAGUGAUUGGUAAAAGGCAUUUUUAUUAGUAUUGGAACUUUUUGGAGAGUCUAAGGGUUAUGAAUAUGCUUUUUUUUUUAAAACAUUUCCAGUAUCUCUAAGGUACCAAAGCAUUGAGUCUAAUUUACCUUUUAAGGAAGACUCUUUAAAAUCAAAUUUAUAACUAAUUCAUACUGUAAGAUAAUAGUAGCUAAAGUUGGAGUAAUUUAUAUUAAAAACCAUUAGUCUAAAUUUUCUGGAUGUAACAAAAAAUAUUUUGGCUUAAUUUCUUUUAAAGUAUUUAAAAUGAAUCACCUUAGCUCUACCAUAUACUAGAUCUGUUAUUUCUACCUAAAUCAUUUAUCAUCUUUGGGCUUCCAUUGCCUUACAUAAAAUAUUGUAACUUCUUCAUCCUACCUCACAGGGCUGUUGUGAGGAAUAAAAUGAAAUGGAGUGUGUGAAAUUGCUUCAACAACAGUAAAAUGCUAUGUAAAUGUAAGGUAUUACUUUCAAUUAAUAAUGGACUUAAGUGUUUGGAUACCUCUAGAUGCCAUUUACUUUGACAAAGCAUGUGUUUAAAGUGGUAUCACCAGGACAUGAAACAUGAUUUUUUUUUAAAAGAAGAAAGCCUAAUUAAAAUAUCCUUUAGCAUUUUUAGUUUAUGCAUGACUUGUGGCCUUUUUGUAUUUUCUCAUCAAGCCUGUUACUCUAUUAAGACUUACAGAACUGUAAAAAUUUUCCCACAGCAUUAAAGUGUGUCAGAGUAGAAUAGUAGCAUAAAUAAAUGAUUUAAGCUAUGUUUCCAUCCCGGCAUUUGCACUUUCAAUUUAUGACUGCUCAGUGCCACAUGCAAAGACUGAAUUUGGCCUAAAUAAUUCUUUCCAAAACAACAGUUUUGGAAUGGUUCAGCAGUUUGCUGUCAUCAGAUAAAUGAUAUAAGGUGAAUAUGCCCACUUAAAACAUUUGACAACUUUUGUUGCAUUGUCAUUUUUUUAAAACAUGAUGAGGCAUUUCAAAACUCUCAAACUGGAUAUCAUUUAGUAUCUCUCCUAACCUACUUGUUUGCUUUAAAUUGAAUUAAAUGGUUUACAGGUUGUCUUGAUCCACAGAUUGUUUGGUGUUUCUAUCAUCUGGACAUGGUUUUGCUAUGCAGUUCUGAUAAUAAAAAUUCUAAUUCCUCAGGUUUAACCUUUUAAGUUAAGGAUGACGAACAUUAAUGGACUACUUAUAAUUAAGCAGUACGCAGUGCUGCAAACUAGUGUUUUAUAAUAAGCAUUUUGCCUCAUUUUCCUUGGAAACAAGACAAAGCUUUUAAAAUGUUUUUUAAAACUUUAAAAUAGAGUAUUCAAAGUGGAGUAACUUGUAUGUUGAAAUGAUUGUAUGUUGUGUAUAGAAUGACCAAGUUAAGUUCUUUAAAAAGCACCUGGAAUAUCUCAUCUAAAAAUUAAACUUUUUUUCCUGCUA
Molecule: messenger RNA, 7730 nt
Organism: Delphinapterus leucas (beluga whale)
Lineage: Eukaryota; Metazoa; Chordata; Mammalia; Artiodactyla; Monodontidae
Source: RefSeq, a predicted model, not a curated record